Molecule: messenger RNA, 1639 nt
Organism: Mesoplodon densirostris (Blainville's beaked whale)
Lineage: Eukaryota; Metazoa; Chordata; Mammalia; Artiodactyla; Ziphiidae
Gene: ARRDC1
Product: arrestin domain containing 1
Exons: 7
Coding region: 47-1351 (434 amino acids)
Biological process (GO): protein transport
Cellular component (GO): cytoplasm
Molecular function (GO): ubiquitin protein ligase binding; ubiquitin-like ligase-substrate adaptor activity
Source: RefSeq, a predicted model, not a curated record
GCAGCGGCGGGGGCGGCAGCGCGCGGCCGCCCCGCAGGGCCGCGGCAUGGGACGGGUGCAGCUCUUCGAGGUCCGCCUGAGCCACGGCCGCGUCGUCUACAGCCCGGGGGAGCCGCUGGCGGGGGCCGUGCGCGUGCGCCUGGCGGCGCCGCUGCCCUUCCGAGCUAUCCGGGUGACCUGCACAGGGUCCUGCAAGGUCUCCAGCAAGGCCAAUGACACAGCGUGGGUGGUGGAGGAGGGCUACUUCAACAGCGCUCUGUCCCUGGCCGACAAGGGGAGCCUGCCUGCUGGAGAGCACAGCUUCCCCUUCCAGUUCCUGCUUCCUGCCACAGCUCCCACGUCCUUUGAGGGCCCUUUUGGGAAGAUUGUGCACCAGGUACGGGCCACCAUCGACACACCACGUUUUUCUAAGGAUCACCAGUGCAGCCGCGUGUUCUACAUCUUGAGCCCCCUGAACCUGAAUAGCAUCCCAGACAUCGAGCAACCCAAUGUGGCCUCCACCACCAAGAAGUUCUCCUACAAGCUGGUGAAGACAGGCAGCGUAGUCCUCACCGCCAGCACCGACCUCCGAGGCUACGUGGUGGGACAGGUGCUGCGGCUGCAGGCUGACAUUGAGAACCAGUCAGGCAAGGACACCAGCCCUGUGGUGGCCAGUCUGCUGCAGAAAGUGUCCUACAAGGCCAAGCGCUGGAUUUAUGACGUGCGGACCAUCGCCGAGGUGGAGGGUGCCGGCGUCAAGGCCUGGAGGCGGGCCCAGUGGCAGGAGCAGAUCCUGGUGCCCGCCCUGCCCCAGUCUGCCCUGCCGGGCUGCAGCCUCAUCCACGUGGACUACUACCUGCAGGUCUCCCUGAAGACGCCGGAAGCCAUCGUGACCCUCCCGGUCUUCAUCGGCAACAUCGCUGUGAACCAUGUCCCACUGAGCCCCCGGCCAGGCCAAGGCCUGGUGGUGCCCUCAGCGCCACCCCAGGAGGAGGCGGAGGCUGUGGCUGGUGGCCCCCACUUCUUCUCGGACCCUGUCUCCCUCUCCACCAAGAGCCACUCACAGCAGCAGCAGCCGCCUGCAGCCCUCGGCUCUGUGCCUGGCGCCCCUGAACCCCAUCCUCAGGAUGGUAGCCCUGCCCCCCACCCAUUGCCCCCUCCCUUGUGCAUCUCCACAGGUGCCACCGUGCCCUACUUUGCAGAGGGUUCUGGAGGGCCGGUGCCCACGACCAGUACCUUGAUCCUCCCCCCUGAGUAUAGCUCGUGGGGCUACCCCUAUGGUGAGUGGGGGCCUGGGGCCUGGCAGGGAGGGGGAGCCACGGGCCCCAUGCAGACCUGGCUCUCUCCCUGCAGAGGCCCCGCCAUCCUAUGAGCAGAGCUGUGGCGGUGUGGACCCUGGCCUGACCCCAGGGAGCUGACCCCAUGUCGCCUUCUCCGGACGGGCGGACCUACGCCCUGGGACUAGGCUCCCAGGGCCUCGUGCCUUCGCUCCCGGCCUAGCCCGGCCCACUCAGGACCCGCCGCUGCCCGCCGUUCCCUGCGGCCUCUGCCUCCGGACCAGCCUCCGCCCCGACCAGCCUCCGCAGCCCCCCUGUAGUCGGCCUCUGCCCAGGGGUUGGGGCCUAGAGAGACUUGGUGUAAAUAAAAAGCUUCAUUUGUA